Messenger RNA from Heterocephalus glaber (naked mole-rat), 2913 nucleotides. The record is from RefSeq and is a predicted model, not a curated record. NCBI's taxonomy places the organism in Eukaryota, Metazoa, Chordata, Mammalia, Rodentia, Bathyergidae.
CGCGCAGCGCGGCGGUCCCAACAUGGCGGCCGCCAGGCCCCCGCGGCCCGCGUACCCCGAGCCCGCGGCCGCGCAGCUGCUCGGCGUCCUGUGGCUCGCAGCCGUCGCCUCGGGCCCCUGGGGGGUGGCGGCCGGGUCCGAGGAGGCGCCGCGGUGCGAGGACCUCCGUGUGGGGCAAUAUAUUUGUAAAGAUCCAGAAAUAAAUGAUGCUACGCAAGAACCAGUUAACUGUACAAACUACACCGCUCAUGCUCCGUGUUUCCCAGCACCCAAUAUAACAUGUAAGGAUCUCAGAGGCAAUGAAACUCAUUUUACUGGCCAAGAAGUUGGUUUUCUCAAGCCCACACCUUGCCGAAAUGUAAACGGCUACUCAUACAAAGUGGCGGUCGCGCUGUCUCUUUUUCUUGGAUGGCUAGGAGCAGAUCGAUUUUACCUCGGGUACCCUGCUUUGGCAAAGCACACCCAGGAAGUGCAGGCCCUGGCCGAAAACGCCAGCCUCUCCCAAGCCUUUCCUCCACCCUCUGCUGCUGCCUGCCCAUCAUGGACAGCGUUGCUCCGAGUGGAGGCGGGCCCCUCCGUGUGCCCGGCUCAGCCUCUUGCGCGCUUGCUGUCCUCGACAGUCCUAGGAGAGCGACUCACAGGUUUGUUAAAGUUUUGCACUGUAGGAUUUUGUGGAAUUGGGAGCCUAAUUGAUUUUAUUCUUAUUUCAAUGCAGAUUGUGGGGCCUUCCGAUGGAAGUAGCUACAUCAUAGAUUACUACGGGACCAGGCUGAUAAGACUGACCAUCACUAAUGAAACCUUUCGGAAAACACAGCUGUACCCAUGAAGACUGGCGGAGGGAAACAGUAAGUGAUGUGUGUCUCACCCUCGUUAUCCUCUGGCCCCACAGUAUCCACUCUUAACGACCUACCUGGCUAAUGACGUGGGGCUCGGACAGAGGUGCAGCCUGGACUUAGGAGUGUCUCCUUUCUCGUACCGUUUGUGGGGCCUCAGUGUCUCGGUCUGUGCCAUGACCGGGUCGAUACAGCCCGGGCUUCUGCUCAUUGUGCUGCACUGCGGGCUUGUGUUCCGUGAUGCAGCACAGUCCUGCACAGUCCAGCACAGCCAAUGUCCUGCGUGCGGAGGACAUUAUGCAGAUGACAGCAGCCAUCGGGCGGGAGUUUCCUGUGACUGAAGGUGCCUGUGCUGAAGGUUGUGUAUGCCCUGUGUACAGCUCCUCAAUUAGCGACCAGUUCCUGUCGAGAGCUGGUUGUGGGAAGGGAGUUCCAUCAUUAAACGAGGGCGUCUCCCUCAUGGACAGUCAGGAGCACUGCAGAGAUGCAGAAACCAGAAGAGAAUCUUGUGUGCUUGUCAGGAAGCCCCGGCCUCGCCUGCCCGAGUGCCCAAGUCCCCGGGAAAGGGUUUUUGGGGUGCAGACUCUGCAGUGAAUGUGGCACAAGGACCAAGUUUGCAGGAAACAAUGCCCUGGAGUUGGGGUAGGCAGGCAGCUGUGUGUGAGGGCUGUCAGGAGUGUGGGGCCCUCGGUGGUUCGGGACCACAGCCCUUUCCCGCCCAGGUCCAGUGUGGUCGUCAGCCCUUCUUUUCCUCUUCUCCAAACCUGGAAGCUGCCUCAGUCCGAAGCCUCACUACCCGGAAGCGCUGACUCUAACCUCAAGUUCGGCCUGCCCAGGCCUGUGAGAAUCGCGCCACAGCUUCAGCCCUGAGCAGCGGUAAACCUAUGCAGUGAGAUGCCGUGUCUUCCGUUCCCCGUCCUGGUUCUCUAGGGCUCUCCUGCUCCAAGAUUUUUCUUUCAGUUGCUCCCGAGUCAGUUCUCGAAAUGUUCCAAGAACGCAGGAUUUUGCCAGACUGCUGUCUGACGGAGAAGGCCUGUGUGUACAGCCCCUGGGAGCAGCAGUCGGCCUCGAGCUGGAGGAGCCCGGGCGGGUGUUCUGGCCCUCGGCUGAGGCGGGAGGGAAGAGACUGUGCCUGCCUUCUGUGUGGCCGGCCCUUACCGGGACACCUGGGACGGCCGCGCCUGUGGGGCAGGAGCUUUUCCCAGUGCAGCUGGCCCACGCUGCACGGUGACAGCCCUACGGGGCACGGGACUUAACUUGCGUCCAGCUGGAGGUCAAACAGCAGCAGGAGCCAUGGAGUCUCAAGUUGAAACAGCUUCAAGAUCCGCCUUUGAAAAGUUAAGCCGAAACAGAAAAAUUAAGCAGCUGCAGUUCGAAAAGCCAUUCCAUUCUCUGCAGGCACCAUGGGGACAUCGGAUGGCGUCCGAGGCGGGGCUGCCACGCCCGGUGUGCCCCCGAGCAGGAGGAGGCUUCUAGGGCUCAGGGACGUGUGACUGGGCCGGUGUGUCACACACUCACACCUACGCACACUGCGCCUGUGGUGUCCUCCUCGCCUUUUUAAAUAUUUUAACGUAAAUCUUUUUUCUGUUUUAGGAUUUGAGCCGCCUGGAUUUUAAUGUAUGUGGACUCACAGAUUCCCUUUUCCCUCUUCGCAUGUCACCUCACGGGUUCUGUGGGGUUUUUGUGUGUUUAUUUCUGGUUUGUUUAGUUAAAAGUGUGUCAUUCUUAGAUUUAUUUAAUUAAUAUGACUUUUUUCUUUAAAAGCCAUAUACCUGGGCGUGGUGGUGCAUGCCUGUGAUACCAGCACUCAGGAGGCAGAGGCAGGAGGAUCACUGUGAGUUCGAGGUCAGCCUGGACACAGUUCAGGGCCAGCCUGAACCACAUAGUGAGGCCCUGUCUCAAAAAAUUAAAUAUAUAAAAGCCGUAUAAUAGUCUUUCUCUUAAAAGGAUUGUCUUUUGAGGCUGCUGCCUCUGUGAGACAGAUGGCCGUUAACCCAGUGCUCUUCAGCGUUUUUACAAAGGCAGGUUGCCGUCUGUUGUUCCCCUUGUGAAGAAUAAAGUCGUGAUUUGCUGGUGUUUC